UAUACUACGAAUAUGCUACUAUAGUCGUUUCUGCUCGCACAACUUACAUUUGUGUAAGCACAUUCAGUUUGUUGAUUAUUAUGGUAAUUUAAUCAACAAGAAUUUACUUGAUGUUUUCCUAGCUUGUGCGCAGUUGUAAUCGAUGAAUGUUAAGUCUUAAUUGUAAAUUUUACUAAGGCAUCAUUUCUUUCUUCAUUGUACAAUAAUGGAUAAGGAAGAGCAAAACUUAAAACCCGCUGCAGGUUCUAUUGAAAAAUCGAAAUCUGACAAAAAUGAUGCAAGUAGUGACGAAAAAAGAGGCGAAUCAAGGCUAGACGAAUUGACUAAAUACUUUCGAGAAAAGCUCACUACCCUUAGCAAUGAAAACAAAAUAAAAGUUCUUCGUGAAGCUUCUGUCGAUGCUUUAGUUGAACAUAUAUUGAAAAAUAAUGUUAAAAAUAUUAUAACAAUGUCUGGUGCUGGAAUAUCGACGUCCGCCGGGAUCCCCGAUUUUCGAUCACCUAAAACUGGGAUUUACCACAAUUUAGCUAAAUUUAAAUUACCAAAUCCUCAGUGUAUUUUUGACAUCAAUUUUUUUAAAAUUGCUCCAGAACCUUUUUACACUCUUGCCAAAGAAUUAAUGCCAGAAGGAUAUAAGCCAACAGUUUCACAUUUCUUUAUCCGUUUUUUACAUGAGAAAGGAUUACUACUGAGACAUUAUACGCAAAAUAUAGAUAAUCUUGAAAGAUUGGCUGGAAUACCCGAUGAAAAAUUAGUAGAAGCACAUGGAACUUUUAAUUCUAGCAAGUGUUUAGAAUGUAAUGCAUUUUAUGAUUUCGAUUGGUUGAAAGAGCAAAUUAAAAAAACUACAGUACCAAAAUGUGAAAAUUGUUCUGGUGGGGUUGUAAAACCAGAUAUAGUUUUCUUUGGAGAGAAUUUGCCUGAUCGUUUUCAUCGAAUGGUUGAAAAUGAUUUUAAAAAAGCUGAUCUUUUGAUUGUCUUAGGGUCUAGUUUAGUUGUUCAACCUUUUGCUUCAUUGAUAAAUCAUGUUCCAACGACGUGCCCAAGAUUACUGAUUAAUCAAGAAAAAGUCGGUGAAAUACAUAGAAUUGCGAAAAUAAUGGGGUCGAAUAACGGAUUUGAUUUUGAAGAUUCAAGUAACAGAGAUGUUGCAUUUAUAGGCGAAUGUGACGAAGGAUGUCGUUAUUUGAUAAGACAAUUAGGAUGGGAGGAUGAAUUAGACGAACUUAUAGAGAAAGAGUAUAAACGAUUGGAAAGUAUAGCCAAUAGUACGAAAAAAGAAGAUCAAAGUGUUGAAAAUGAAAAACUGACGUUGCUAGAGGCUCUCGACCAGAAUAACGUAACUAAAAGGCGUUGAAUUAUUAUUUGAUAAUCUAACUAAGUCACUGAGAGACGAAGUCGCCGAUGCAUGUCGAAGCAGUGUCUUUGGUGCGAUUACUAUCAGCGGCUUCCUGAAGUUUCUCACCAUCUUUUCACGCGUCGUUGGAAGAAAAUAAUAAAAUAAACAAAUGAUAAAUGAAA
Trichogramma pretiosum is the source of this 1521-nucleotide messenger RNA. It is a transcript of the gene Sirt2, whose product is annotated as NAD-dependent protein deacetylase sirtuin-2. The record is from RefSeq and is a predicted model, not a curated record. Gene Ontology annotation, molecular function: histone deacetylase activity, NAD-dependent; NAD+ binding. Lineage: Eukaryota; Metazoa; Arthropoda; Insecta; Hymenoptera; Trichogrammatidae. The transcript is spliced from 8 exons. Bases 206 to 1357 code for a protein of 383 amino acids.